AUGAGCUCCCGCGUAUUUUUCAAGUCAGACACGUACGAUCCGUCAACGGAGCUCCCGCUAUAUGUUCUUGACACCACCAAUUUUCCCUCGCUGUCCAAUGAACGCCAAAUAGCGCAACUGGCGGAACGACUCGUUUCCCAAAUGCCGGCAGAGGAACACUGCUUGGCCCUUUUUGCUGGAGGGUUUUGUGAUCACGAUAAUGAUCAAGUCACUUCAUUCAAAAUGCCGUUGAACCUGGUUAAGCUGUUUAACCUCAUCCCAUCACAAAAUAAAAGAUACCUCUACAAGGUAUAUUUGGUACACGGGAGCAAUUGGAUCGUGAAGUCUGUCGUAGACUUCUUCAAAAGGUUUUGGAACUUUACGAGGCAGAUCGUGUAUUGUGAGAACCUGUCUAUUUUGGCCCAACACAUCGAUAUCACCAAAAUUCCCAUCUCCCUGACCUGCUACCUUGUGGACAAAAUCGUGUACGGUAACGACCGCAUCAUUCUCAAUAGACAAUUCCCCAAAAUAUAUGGGAUGCCUCUGAACCUGUCCCAUGGAUUAGCAUUCAAACAGUUUUCCAAAAUCUACAACAACCUUUUCUCAUACAUGACAACCAAGCAUUUAGACAAACAAUUGACUCCAGAAGAAUGGUUGAUCCUGAUCAAGGGCGGACAGUUGAAGCACGAAACUCUUGUUGCGGUUGAGAUAUUCAGCGAUGCUCUCAGCCGUGACCAGCGGCUACGUUUGUCCGAUUUCUCGUUCGUGGAGCAUUAUCUCAUCCUUGAGAGGUUCAUUGCCCAACUGAGCGAAUCUGAGCAGCCACUCAUUCCUCUGGAUGUGCUUACCAAGUACAACUACGACUUCUCACGGCUAGAAGAUUUGAAUACGGCUCUUGGGGAGUUGUUGUCUUUCAAGUAUCCCGUCUCCAGAAGACCGGCUCUGAAGUCUCUUCAAAAUUCAACUCCGAUACUGAACGUCCAACGUCUCAGCUAUGACAAUAGCUAUAUUUUGGUGAAGCUGCUAGUUCUUAUGCGGCGCAUUGCCAUAAAGCUGUCUCACGAAGAGACCGAGCCACACGCCAAAAACAUAGCGCAGAUGAAAGAGAGACAGAAUCUACGGUUGAUUUUGUCUUUCACGAAAAUCUUGUAUAACGAGCGGGCUGACCAAGAGCUUGACAGCGGGUUUGAUUCAUUGUUCAAGUUCCUGUGCUCGUUUUUUCGCAAUUACGACAAAGUGCUUGUGAACGGACAUCAGCUGAAAGACUUCGAGAAUCGUAUCAGCAUGGAUGACAUUCUGAAUUUCGAGAAGAAACAAGUUACAGAUAGUCCAAUGGAGCGAAAAAUAGCAUAUAAAGUUCGCACAACCGAGCCGCCAACGCCUCCGGUGGCCCGCAAAGCCAAGGACCGGAAGCCGCAAAUAGAGGUGGAUGAGUCCUUUGAAGAUUUCGUUUUCGAGUCCGAAAAAGAGAAAAUCUCAGAUAAGCUACGGAAUGAGCUUCUGAGGCCAUCUGAGCAGCUCACCUCAAAACUGGUAAAGUACACAGAAAAGGAUCUGUUAUUCCAGCAGAGUCAGCAAAAGAUUAGAGAUGCACCUGGCAAAUUUCGCGUCGCUCGUGGACGCAACGUCAGUCGGCUAACACAAUUAUACGAACAGAAAUUACUAGGAACUAUUUGA
This is a messenger RNA of Ogataea haglerorum, 1656 nucleotides long. RefSeq lists its product as uncharacterized. The record is from RefSeq and is a predicted model, not a curated record. The transcript has a single exon. Bases 1 to 1656 code for a protein of 551 amino acids. Lineage: Eukaryota; Fungi; Ascomycota; Pichiomycetes; Pichiales; Pichiaceae.